AUGAAGAACGUUUUGGCUCUUUGUAUUUCUCUACUUUUCUUUGCCUCCAUAUUCAGUUCACUUCCUACUUCUUCAUCUGCGGAUUCCACAUUCGACAGUUUUGCCAAUUGUCUGACAAAAAAUGGAGUUCCAAGUAACCAAAUAUCCAAAAUUCUCUACAGUCCCACAAACACUUCAUUUAGUUCUGUUCUAAAUGCAUAUGUUAGAAACUUAAGAUUCAACACUUCAAGUACCAAAAAGCCAUCCAUAAUUGUCACACCAUUAACAGUUCAACAAGUUCAGGCAACUAUAAUUUGCACCAAAGGGUCAGGGCUGCAACUGAAAAUCCGUAGUGGCGGGCAUGAUUAUGAAGGAAUUUCGUAUGUUUCGGACAACCCUUUUGUUAUUCUUGACAUGUUCAAUCUCAGGAACAUCAGCAUUGACCAACCCGGUCGGACGGCUUGGGUACAAACAGGGGCAACACUUGGUGAAUUGUACUACAGAAUUUGGCAAAAGAGCAAUCUUUUGGCGUACCCUGCCGGUGUUUGCCCGACUGUCGGGGUUGGUGGACACAUCAGCGGGGGUGGUUACGGCACAAUGCUGCGCAAAUUCGGCCUGACAGUCGACAAUGUUGUUGAUGCACAGAUCAUUGAUGUUAACGGCCGUGUUUUGGAUCGGAAAGGGAUGGGAGAAGAUCUGUUUUGGGCUAUCAGGGGCGGUGGCGGUGCGAGUUUCGGAGUUGUUUUGUCAUACAAGAUCAAUUUAGUUCCAGUUCCUCCAUUUGUCACUGUUUUUAGUGUCCAGAGGACUGAGGCACAGAAUGCUACAAACAUUCUUGUCAAAUGGCAAAGCAUUGCUUCCACCAUUGACAACAAUCUCUUCAUCAGGGUCCUCGUCCAGCCGGCUACCGUAAGCGGUAAGAAAAUGAUCCGAUUGACAUUCAAUGCAAUGUAUGUUGGAAAUUCAAAGAGUCUUGCGGCGCUGAUGAAAGCCAAGUUCCCUGAAUUGGGAUUACAGAGUUCUGACUUGAAGCAAAUGAGCUGGAUCCAAUCAAUCCUGUUCUGGGCAAAUUUCAGGUCGAGUUCAGAUAAACCAGAAAUUUUGCUGGACAGAACUCCUUCUGUCAAUUUCUUGAAGAGGAAAUCCGACUACGUCGUGACUCCGAUUCCAAAGGCCGGAUUCACUGCAAUCUUCAACAAAAUCACUCAGCUUGGAAAAAUAGGAUUGGUUUUCAAUCCUUAUGGUGGAAAAAUGAGCCAAAUCCCUGAAACCGACGCGCCGUUUCCCCAUCGGGCCGGGAUCCUUUACAAGAUCCAGUAUUCUGUGAAUUGGGAUAGCGCUGAUCCCAAUCUGACGACUCAAUAUCUUCAGCAAGCGAGAGACUUAUACAGCUUCAUGACUCCAUAUGUGUCAAGCAAUCCAAGGCAGGCUUUUCUGAAUUACAGGGAUCUCGAAAUUGGUACAACUGAUAAUGGACCCAACAGUUAUAAUGAAGGCAAAGUGUACGGAUUGAAAUACUUCAAGGGUAACUUUGAUAGGUUGGUGAAAAUAAAGACUGCAGUUGAUCCACAGAACUUCUUCCGGAAUGAACAGAGCAUCCCUGUACUUGCUGCUUAAUUAUUUCGGCUCUGCCCCAAUAAAUGAUUCCUUUCAGUUUAUAACUUUAUCAUCAUCUGUGCUUUGUGUGUGUGUGUGUUUCUUUUUUUUCUUAAACGUACUCGUGAUUUAUGAAUCAAUCUCUUUGUUCUGCCAAUGUACAUCUUUACACACGAGUUACAAAGGAAAGACACAUAAUAAAUGUUGAUUUGCAA
This is a messenger RNA of Oldenlandia corymbosa var. corymbosa, 1790 nucleotides long. The record is from the annotation of a GenBank genome assembly. NCBI's taxonomy places the organism in Eukaryota, Viridiplantae, Streptophyta, Magnoliopsida, Gentianales, Rubiaceae.